UCUGAGUCUGACACACACUGAACCUGUAGGAUGGCUCCCACUGUUCUUCUGAUCGGCUGUCUGCUGGCCACAAUCAGCUGCUUAACCACAGUAGUGACUGGUCAAACUAGUAAUGUGACCUCCACCCCUGUAACCACACGACCUGGAGUGACCAAUGCAACAACCACAACUACCACUCAAACUCCUCUCCGUGGAAGUUGUGCAAGUCCAGAUCUGUGCUGCCCUGGAUAUAAUAGCAGCUGUCACCGCUUCAAUUGUUAUUGUGAUGUUGUUUGUCUGAGAUUUCGUGACUGCUGCCCUGAUUUCAAACCCACCUGCCUCGCAGUAAAUAACAGCACAAACCCAAACAACACUUUGCCACUAACAGGUUUCAAUAGCACAACUGCAGCCCCUCCCUUCAACUCCACUACAGCUCCUCCCUUCAACUCCACUACAGCUCCACCCUUCAACUCCACUACAGCUCCUCCCUUCAACUCCACUACAGCUCCUCCCAAAGGACUCACUGUUCUUGAGGUGAAGGUGAAGACGUUGUUGACUGAAGAAGAGCAUCAGGCUGCACUGCUUCAGGUGAGAGGAGCGUUUCUGACUGUUUGUCUGCGUCCUGUUCACAUACUUGCACUUCAUGCUAAAUGUACUUAAAAUGUGCUUAGUUUUAGGUAUGUAAUACAAAGUAUACAAGUGUUUGGACAAACUAUAAAACAAAUCACUA
This is a messenger RNA of Cyprinus carpio (common carp), 709 nucleotides long. Its product is annotated as mucin-2-like. The transcript is spliced from 6 exons. The record is from RefSeq and is a predicted model, not a curated record. The coding region runs from base 31 to 639 and encodes 202 amino acids. Lineage: Eukaryota; Metazoa; Chordata; Actinopteri; Cypriniformes; Cyprinidae.